AUGAAUUCUACAAGUAUUUGUCCAGAUGUAGUUCCAAAAUAUUAUACAGUGACUUUAACACUAAUGGCUUGUAUUUCAUUUCCAAUUAAUUCAACUGGUGUUUGGCUUGUUUGGUUUCAUUCUCCACAAAUGGGAAAAUUCAAAUAUUGUUUGAUGUAUUUACAGGUAACUUAUUUCUAGAAAAUUUGUAAGAAAAUACCUAGUUUCUUUUAUAAGAUUGCAACAUUCAUGACUGAAAACUGGUUUUCAUUUUCCCCCGGAUAUUAUUUUUUCCCGAUGAUCGCAGGUUACAAUCUUUCAUUUCUUGGUGAAUUUCUGACUGGUCAUAUUGUAAUGACUAUUUGGGGUACUUUACUUUGUUUCGAACUUCCUUCAUUAUUUAUUUGUUUUAUGUAUCGACAUGAUGCUGCAAUUGGAAUUAAUAAUUCAAAAAAUUCUUUGAAAUAUUUGAAUUAUUUUUCCUCAUUUGUUGCUCAUUUAUUGCCACCAUUUUUUGCAACUACAUUUCAAUUGUCAUUAUUAACAUACGAUCAGAAAUACAAUCUGCUGAAGACGGUAUACUAAUGUUUUGAAUAUCUUACAUAACUUUUCAAUUCAGAAAUAUCCACAAUGUUUACAUUUUGCUGAUAAUCGCUCAUUUGAGGUUUAUGAUUGGAAUAUAAAUUCAUGGAUUAUAACUUGUGGAAUUGGAUCAUUAGCUCUAGCAUUAAUCGUGGUUUCGUAUGGAUUUGGUUUGGGAAUUCACACAAUGCAUAUAUUACAUAAAUUACGUGUUCAUAUGUCAGCUGAAACUUUUAAAAUGCAUAAAAGUGCAUUAAUUAGUUUAUCAAUGCAAUGUGUUAUUCCAUCAAUUUUUUUGAUUGUUCCAAUAUACACAAUUCUUGUAAUUGUUAUUUACCAGAUAAAUGGCUUACAUGGUAUGCAAAAACUUUUAUCUUUCAUUUAAAAUGGUAUUUUUCAGAACACAUAAAUUUUGCAUUUUUUGGAAUCUGUUCCCAUUCUUGUAUAUCAACAAUUGUUAUGAUAACAACAAAUUCGAGAUAUUUAUCAACACUAAAGAAUAAGUUAAAACCAGUGCUCAUUUUUCAAAAAGCUCCGAUUCAUCGCAGAUCGAUAUCAGUUAGCAUACCAAGAUCAAUGAGUAUUGUUAGAAACUAGUAAUAAUUUUAAAGAUGUAUGAACCAAAUGUAAAUGUUUUUCAUAAAAUUUGAUAAUGAUUCGCUUACCAACAGAUAUUAAUAAAAUACAAACAAUAAAAGUGUCUUACAUCGGGAAGAGUUUGAAGAUAAAUGAUAACUCUUUCACAACGUUUUAAAUUACUAAUCAUUCUUUGAGCAAAUGACUCAUAAAUAUCAUUAAACACUUCCUUAUUUCAUAAAUCACGAUUAUCAUACUUAUGUGUUCUCUUAUCUCUAUAACCUUAUAAUUAAAGGUACAUAGCAUGUAAUUUAAAAAAGAAUAGUGAUACUCGUAUUUUUUCGGUAAAUUCAAUAAAACAAAUACUUUUGAUUUUUCAAAAUUAUUAUCAUUUGUGUCUGCUAAAAAGUAAUUUGAUUCUAUAAAUGUUUUCACUUAAAAAACCGGAGCCUUUUAUACUUCAAAUCACCUGUAGUUUGAUAAUGUUUUGACAUUUAGAAAAAUUACGACGAAAUCAUUUAUUUUCACUUUUAUUUUCAAACAAUGAACAGCUCAGAUAUUUGUCCAGAUGUAGUUCCAAAAUAUUAUACAGUAACUCUAACUCUAAUGACAAUUAUAUCAUUUCCAAUUAAUUCAACUGGUGUUUGGCUUGUUUGGUUUCAUUCUCCACAAAUGGGAAAAUUCAAAUAUUGUUUGAUGUAUUUACAGGUAAAGUUGAAUAAAUAAGAAUGAAUCUUGAAAAACGGAUUCAUAAACUUUAGAUCGUAACAUUCACGACUGAAAAUUGGGCUUCUUAUCUUUCUCCUGGUUACUUUUUCUUUCCAAUGAUCGCUGGUUACAAUAUUUCUUUCAUGGGUGAAUUAAUAACUGGAAAAAUAUCAAUUCUUAUAUGGAUUGUAUUACUUUGUUUCGAACUUCCUUCAUUAUUUAUUUGUUUUAUGUAUCGACAUGAUGCUGCAAUUGGAAUCAACAAAUCCAAAAACUCAUUACUAUAUGUGAACUACUUUGCAUUAUUUGUUGCUCAUGUAUUACCAGUUUUUACUGGAGUUACAUUUCGUUUAUCUGCAUUGUCAUACAAUGAAAUGUAUACAUUGUUGAAAACGGUAACUAAAAUUUCGAAGAUAAUUUGUAAUACAAAAAGAAAAUUCAGAAAUAUCCGCAAUGUUUACAUUUUGUUGAUAAUCGUUCGUUUGAUAUUUAUGAUUGGAAUAUAAAUGUAUGGAUUGCAGUUUGUGGAAUUGGAUCAUUAGCUAUAGUACUAAUUGUAGUUUUAUAUGGCUUUUGUCUGGUUAUUCAUACAAUGCAUAUUUUACAUAAAUUACGUGUUCAUAUGUCAGCUGAAACUUUUAAAAUGCAUAAAAGUGCAUUAAUCAGUUUAUCAAUGCAAUGUGUUAUUCCAUCACUCUUUUUAAUUGUCCCAAUUUAUACACUUCUUAUAAUAAUUGCUUAUCAAAUAACUGAUUUACGUGGUAGGAAUAUCUAUACAACAAUCAUUAGUGAUAAUUUCACUUUUCAGAAUAUUCAAGCUGUGCCAUGUUUGGUAUUUGUUCUCAUUCUUGUAUUUCAACAAUUGUUAUGAUAACAACAAAUUCGAGAUAUAUAUCAACAUUGAAAAAUAAAAUGAGGUAAAUUUGUUGAUUUCGUUUUGAUCAUUAUAAAAAUUUAUCACACUCAGGUAUUUUCUAUGCCUACAAAAUGCUGCAGGUCAAGAAAGAACAAAUCUGGUAUCAGUUAGUGUAGCAAGGACUACUGUUAAUAUUAACUCAUAAGCUUAAUUUUCGUAAACUAUCAAAUGUAAUUAUCAUAAGAACAUUUCAUAUCACCUGUUUUUGAUUGGGAAACCCAAUCUCUCGAAAAAUUAAAUGACAUAACUUUUGAUACAGAAAUAUUCGCAAUGUUUACAUUUUGUUGAUAAUCGGUCAUUUGUGGUUUAUGAUUGGAUUAUAAAUGUAUGGAUUACUGUCUGUUAAAUUGCAUAGCGAAAAAAAAGACAAUAUGUUUCGUCAUAACUAAUUGAACACCUAUAUUUUUUGUUUCAAACUUAUCAUUAUUUUAGUAUAUUUAAGAAUAGUAGUUACAAACAUCAGAAAAAUAUUCAAAUGAAUUCAACUAAAAUUUGUCCCGAAAAAAUUCCAGUCUAUUAUACUUAUGUUUUGAGUGUUAUUACAUUCAUCUCAUUUCCUGUCAAUAUUGUCGGUGCCUGUAUUUUUUGGUAUAAUUCAAUGGGAAAUUACAAAUACUGUGUAUUGUAUUACCAGGUUUUUCUUCUUCAAAACAUAUCUAAAAAUCAAAUAGAUUUUAGAUCACAGCAUUUCUCGCCGAAAAUUGGUCUUCUUUUCUGGCACCUGGAUAUUACUUUUUCCCAAUGAUUGCAGGUGUUAAUUUAUCUUAUCUUGGAGAAUGUUGGACGGGUCAUAUCACAGCUGUUAUUUGGAAUUGGAUUUUUGGAUUUGAGUUACCUUCACUUGUUUUGUGUUUCAUUUAUAGACAUACAAGUGUCAUAACAGUAAAUAAGGUGAUAAAAAAAUACAAAAAUGACAGUUAUUAG
Messenger RNA from Caenorhabditis angaria, 3685 nucleotides. The record is from the annotation of a GenBank genome assembly. NCBI's taxonomy places the organism in Eukaryota, Metazoa, Nematoda, Chromadorea, Rhabditida, Rhabditidae.